GUCUGUUUGUGAAUGACGUAAUGAGCGUGAAACAAGAUGGCGUCGCCUCAAACAUAAAUUGAUGCCAAUGAGUUUAUCGGUGUAGAAGUGCUCCUCUCUUGGGGCUUCUGUUGUUUUGGGGUUGAGAGGACAUAUUCCGCGGUCAGUUAGCUGUGUGGUAGGCGUUGCCGAACGCCCACGGAGGACCUCGUGGACCUUGUUUGUUUUGUCCCUCCGUUGACAACCGGAGAGGAGAGCUGCUGACAGAUAGGAUGGACAGCGGGGAAUAUAUCUCCACCAUGGAGAACAUGGACCCGACUUUAGCGGAAUUAGGGGACGAAUUCACCUUGGGAGACAUUGACGAGAUGCUGCAGUUUGUCAGCAAUCAGGUGGGAGACUUCCCAGACUUGUUCGAGGAUCAGAUGAACUCAGCAGGCUCUCUACAGGGUGGUGGAGUCACCUCCACCCCUCGGCCUCAACCUCAAAUUGCUCAGACUCCCCAGACACCGCAGCCCUCAACCAAUGCUGCCUACCAGAGUUCCAACGCUUGCUUCACCUCCUCCCAGACACUGUCCCCACAUUCAGUACUCCUCACCCCUCCCCUCACUCCCGCACAAACCCCCUCCCCCCCAACCAACGCUUCAGUGCAGCAACAGGUGACCCGCAGCCCUCCACUCCUUCAGCCAAGGCCUCAGAUGGUCCAACCCAUCCAGCCUCAACCCCAACAGGCAGCCCAGACAACCAUCCAGAUGCACACCCAGGGCAUCCCCAUGCAGACUCAAAGCUUUCCAGUUCACACCCUGGUUCAGACCCACAGCCAAACACCCAUGCCCAUACAGACACAAGCAGCCCAGACAGUGAUGAUUGCCUCCAAUGGCGGACAGUCCCGCUUCAUUCAGAACCCUGUCAUUUGCCAGCAGAGCCCUGCUCCUGGCUUCCAAGUCCUCCAGCCACAAAUGCAAAGCAUCAUGACGUCACCUCAGCUUCAGCCAGUGGCCAUUCAGCACCAGCGUGUUCUGACCCCAACAGGUCAAACCAUCCAGACCAUCUCCACAGCGCCCACUGCAGUCCACACUGUGCAACAGCAGGUGCAACAAGUACCUGUUUUGGUCCAGCAGCCUCAGAUUCUUAAGACGGACUCACUGGUUCUCACAACUCUGAAACCAGAUGGGACACAGGUGCUGUCUACCAUGCAGAGUCCUGCAGGCAUCACCACCCUGACCACACCCAUCCAAAACACAGCUCUGCAAGUCCCGACACUUAUGAGCAGCAACAUCCUGACCACUGUCCCUGUUAUGAUGGGAGGAGGAGAUAAGCUGCCAAUCAAACAGAUACAGCCAGGCUCUUGUCAAAGCACAGCUAGGCCAAGCAUGGAUCAGUGCCAGGUGACAGCGGGAGGAGUCGGGCCAGGAGGGGUAGUGAAGGAGGGCGAGAGGAGGACAACUCACAACAUCAUUGAGAAGAGGUAUAGAUCCUCGAUCAACGACAAGAUCAUCGAGCUCAGAGAUCUGGUCAUGGGCAGUGAUGCAAAGAUGCAUAAGUCAGGAGUGCUUAGGAAGGCCAUUGACUACAUAAAGCACUUGCAACAGGUUAAUCACAAACUACGCCAGGAGAACCUGGCCCUUAAGAUGGGCAACCAGAAGAACAAGCCCGUGACGCUGUCUGAAGAUGUGGAGCUCAAAGAGGAAGUAGUGCUGAUGUCACCACCGGCCUCAGAUUCUGGUUCUGGUUCCCCUCACCAGUUCUCUCCUUACUGUGUUGAUUCAGAACCAGGGAGCCCUUUAUUGGAUCAUGAACAGAUAAAAAGCGAGCCGGACUCUCCCUCGGUUGGUGUGAUGGAUCGCUCUCGGCUGCUCCUCUGCGCCUUGACUUUCUUCUGCCUCUCCCUGAACCCUCUCCCAUCUUUACUGGGAUCGGAGACGUCGAGCAGCCCUGCCCUUGCCGGAGGCCACGGCCCAUCUAGAACGCUUGUCUGGUUUCCAAGUCACACGCAGGAAUUUGCAUCUUGGCUCCGUUGCCUGUUGCCGUGGGUGAUGGUGUGGGUGCUGAGUGGAGUGGGAGCAGUGUGGGGCUGUGUCAGGGUGCUGUACCUGUGGGAGCCAGUCACACCGCUUCACUCACCAAAAUCUGUGUCCUUCUGGAGGCACCGCAAACAAGCAGACCUGCAUCUCAACAGAGGAGAUUACACAGCAGCAGUGGCCAGUUUAGAGACUUGCCUCUCUGUUUUGACGAGAGCUCUUCCCUCAACCAAGCUGGACCUCGUCUGCUCACUCUCCUGGAACGUGAUUCGCUACUGCUUGCAUCGCCCAACUCCUCUGGGCUGGCUUGUCCACCAGGUCGGAGGGAAGCACGAAGGGGAGGAGGCGAGGACCAGCGCGAGGGACGCGGCACUUGUGUACCACCAGCUCAGCCAGUUGCAACUCACGGGAAAGCUACCUCAGCGUAGCAGCCUGUGGGCUCUGUCGCUCUCUCUAAGCGCUGUGAACCUCAGCGUGAGCGCCCAAGGCAAGAUGGCCCCCACACAGCUCGCCCAGAUUUAUGUCACUGCCGCAAUAGCCUUGCGCACUGCGCUGGGCCACCAUCUCUCCUGUCUCCCUGGUUACCUGCUGGGCUGUGCUGACAGUGUGGCCAACCAAUCAGAAACCAAGACGAUCCCCGACUGCCUGCGCUGGCUCUUCACUCCACUUGGGAGGCAGUUCUUCCUGAGCUGUGAUUGGUCAGUGAAGUCAGAAAACGGCGAUGGGGUGUACACUUCUCAGAGAGACCCAGCUGACCCCAUUGCCCAGCUGCACCGCUCUUUCUGCAGGAAGCUUUUGGAGAGAGCCGUUCACACCCUCAUCCAGCCGCAGAGCGACUCUGAAGCAGAAAAACGCAAGAACGAGUCUGGAGAGUUUUCCAGCGCCCUGGAGUUCCUGCAGCUGUUGAACAGCUGCACAGAGGACUCUCCUUCCCCACCUCCCCCUUUCUCGACUCCUCCCAGUCACAGCACUAUUCCAGUGGGGGACCCAGUGAGUCGCUGGUGGGCUGUGGUCCUGAAGGCUGCAGUGUACUGGCUGCAGGGCGAUGAUGUCGCAGUGAAGUCACUUUUGGCAGAAGCUGAGCGAAUGCCGAGAGCUCUGCACAUUCUUGACCAUCCUCUGCCCAAGGCUGUGCUGCUUCUCUGCAAGGCUGUACAGAUGAGCCUGUCCCCUCUGAAGGGAGAAGGGGCAAUAGCCUGCCUUUCUUACUGUGACAGAGGCAGCAGCUACCUGUGCUCCAGCAUCUCAGUGCCGCUCGCCCAGUCUGGGAACUGGCUGAACAAGGGGGUUGAGCUACUGGUUUGUGACCUCCUGUUGACUUUGAGGACCAGUUUAUGGCAGCGGGGAAGCAGCAGUAAUGGAGAACCUGGCCCGGCUCCUGGAUCUCAGUUGGCUGGUUUCCAGAGGGACCUCAGCGCACUCAGAAAACUCACACAGUGCUACAGACAGGGACAACACAAGGUCGGGCUUUGGGGAGAUUAAUUCAGAUAUGUUAAUAAUAGUGCUGAUAGCUGAAAUAUGCGAAGGAUCAUAAAGACAGAACUCUCUAUGUUCAGGCCUCAAUGAGAGGAAGAAGUGAAAGAGAUUCGUCAUUCUGAAUUUCUUAGGCUGGCAGUUUGGCACCGCAGGAAAUGGUUUUUGGCAUAUUUUAUGUUUUUUUUG
This is a messenger RNA of Pundamilia nyererei, 3659 nucleotides long. It is a transcript of the gene srebf2, whose product is annotated as sterol regulatory element binding transcription factor 2. Gene Ontology annotation, molecular function: protein dimerization activity; RNA polymerase II cis-regulatory region sequence-specific DNA binding; DNA-binding transcription factor activity, RNA polymerase II-specific. The transcript is spliced from 18 exons. The coding region runs from base 252 to 3479 and encodes 1075 amino acids. Gene Ontology annotation, cellular component: nucleus. The record is from RefSeq and is a predicted model, not a curated record. NCBI's taxonomy places the organism in Eukaryota, Metazoa, Chordata, Actinopteri, Cichliformes, Cichlidae. Gene Ontology annotation, biological process: positive regulation of cholesterol storage; positive regulation of transcription by RNA polymerase II.